AUGAGUAGCCGCCAAGGCGAGUGGCAGCGCGUGCAGGACGCGCAGGGGCGCUACUUCUACGUGAACCACGCGACCCGGGAGACGUCAUGGCACCUGCCGACGGCAGACCCGCUGCCGCCCGGCUGGGAGGAGCUCAUUGACGGCCAGGGCCGCGUCUACUUCGUGGACCACAACACGCGCACCACGACGUGGAUGGACCCGCGCGUGGCCGCCGCGCGCCGCCGCACCAGGGGCCAGUCGGUUAUGUCGGCGGCGCGGCCGGCGUCCACGGCCGUGGGAGAUAGGGGCCGCUCCCCGACGUACGACGACCCGAAGCGCGCAUCUCGAGGCAGCGUCGACUCGCGCUCCGAUGCGCAGAGCAACGGACACUCGCGCGUGAGCGGCAAGAGCAGUGUCGGCAACCUGUCGGCUGGUUCCUUGUCGUCGUCAGGCGCGCCGGCCACGGGCGCUGACGCGACCGACGAGACCAUCAGGAUGAAUUCGUCGGCGCUGCUGGAGCGGUACCGCGACGAGACCAAUCUGGACGACACGGUGGUGAUGCAGACCACCGCGUCCACGGCGCUGCCGGCCGACGCGGAGGAGUGGUUCACGGCCCACUCUGAGGACACGACCAAGCGGAUGAAUGAUGCCAGGCUCGACGAGUUUGAGGAGGCGCCACCAGCCGCGGCCACGUCAAAGGAGGAAACUGCUGCUCCGUCCGUUGUGGACGCGGAGCCGGAGCUAGGGAGGAGCGGCCUCCAAAGCAAGCUGGGCUUGUCGGCCAUCUCGGAUGCGCGCAAGAGCAGCUUCAACACGGGAGACGUCAAGAUGGUGCUGCGCCGCUACUUCGCCCCGAUCUUCGUACGCGACGAUGACUCGCCGGCGUGCCGACAGUGCGGCAUGCGCUUCGGCACGUUCCGUCGGCGCCACCACUGCCGGCUGUGCGGCAACGUGUACUGCGCCGACUGCACGUCCAACAAGGUGAAGCUCCCGAUUGAGGCGCCUUCGUACGACAAGGAGCAGCCUGUUUGCACGAGGUGCUUCCGGAAUGUGCAGGCGGGCGAUUUCUUCAGCAUCGUGGGAUUGCGCCGCAAACUUGACGACCCAACGGCUACGGUUGAUGACAAGGUGGAGCAGACCAUGCAACUCGCAAUGACGCUGUCAGCUGGACGCCCGGAGACUGACGGAAACAUGGGUCUACACCGCAUUGCGCAGCUUAACGACGUCGAGGCCGCCGGAGGCGUGGCUUCGUUCUGUCAGCUGCUGAACACGGAUCUGGAGCCACUGCAACAAGCCGCCCUUGAGAUGCUGGCGAAUCUCAUUGAGCUCGAGAACAGUGCGGGCAACGAAUUGCCAGCGGGCGAGGCCUUCGCGCAGUCGGGCGCGUGCGCACAACUGGUGAAGGUCAUGGGGAACCGUGUGAUGGAGCAGCAGCUAGGUCGCAGCGUUCGCCCGGAGGUGGAGCGCAUGGCCCUUCGACUUUUCUACCAUAUUUGCCAGUCAACGACGUGUCAGACCGCGCUGCGCAAGGCAGGGGGAGGUACGCGCUUGCUGGAGUUUUUGUCGGUGGACUCGCCGUCCUCGCUGGAGAUGCGCGUGGAGGCGGCACGCUGCCUGAAGCGGUUUGUGCAGAAGAACGUGGAGAACAUCACUGAGAUGACGCAGAAUAAGGGCGUGGCAUUGCUGUGCACGCUGCUGGGAGACUUCAUCGAGCUGCGCUCCGGUAGCGCCCUUGAAGGUAGCGGCACUGAGUUCCCUCGUGAUGAGUCGCAUGAAGUGGCCAUCGAGGCCAUCCUGAGCACGAUCUGUGAGUGUAUUCACUUCGCGGACAAUGGGGCUUCUCAAGCGCAGCGCGGCGUGCAGCAGAUUCCUGCCGAUAGUAUUCACUCGUUCGUAACGGUGCUGCAAAAUGGUGACCGCGUGAACCGCAUGCUUGCGUCGCAGGUAUUGAUUCAGGUGUCGAAGGAGCCGUCUUUGAUCACGAUUCUGGCCAAGGAGAAGGAGUUCAUUAAGGAGAUCAUGUGGAUGCUGGACAGCGACGAAGACUACACUGUGGCCUCGGAGAUUUUGUGCGGGCUGUGCUCAACCAUGCCCAAGCAGUCACUGAGCGACACUGUUCCAGGAGAGAACACUGAUGACGCGCAUGAAGAGGUGCUGAAGGUCAUUUACGACCUGGAGGUGUUCGAUCUGGUGCUGAAGAAGCUCAACGCGUGCGUUGUUGGCGAGAAGCAACUCGUGGGCGAGAUCACGUUUCAGAGGAACCUGCUUGGAAUCACCAUGAGCUUCAGCGCCGAGUCCGCAGCGUAUGUUGACUACAUUUGCUCCCGCAACUGUGUCCCCACGCUAUCGGCUUUCCUGCUUUCCCGGAAGGAGCGUCUGAUCCCGUUGUGCGCGCAGACUCUGAUGAACCUCUGCGAGUUCAACUCGAGCAUCUUUGAUGAGCUGUACGAUCGAAACGUGUCGGACUUUUUCCACCGACUGCUGCAGACGCCGCCCGACGAGAACCGGUUGUCGGCGCUCCGCUACUUCCGGGCUCUUGUGGACAACAAGCGCCCGUUCUCGGUCGGUAUUCUGGACACUCUCUUCUUGAUGGCGUCUGGACGAGAUGAGGUGCUGAAGUCUGGGAGCUUGGAUGUGCUCGCCCGCUUGAGUGGUGUCAAGUCCAUUGCCUCUGUGCUGGAGCCAUUGGAAGAACCUCCGACCCCGGAGAUCGGAGAGAUGGUGCAGAAACUUCAGGAGCGCGUGGUUGGAGUGGCCUACUUCCCUGUGCUGAUGACGAUCGCGUGCUCAUCAGGCGACAGCGAUCUGCGCAGCAAUGCCAUCAAGUGCCUUAGCUGUGCCGUCGGUGGCGGCGAUGAGUUCGUUGCACGAAUGCUGGACCAGGAAAUGCUGCGUGCGUUCUGGACGGGCUUGCGCCGAUGGAUGGACGUGCCUGCUGACGACCUCACGGCCGUGGAAAUGCAGCUGAACAAGGCGUUGCUGCAGCUGCUGUACCGUGUGCUGAAGAUGGCGUCGUCGCGCAUCGCCUCCAUGGGCGAGGACCAAGUGAUGAACCUUGUGACUGUCGUGACUGAGUUUAUCGUAUCGCAGCCCAGCCGACUGGUGAUGGGGAUUCGCAUCAUCCGUCUCUUGAUCGCGCACUCUGCUUGGAAGGAUUCCUUUGUGGCGCUGUAUGCUGUGGAGUCGACCUCGACUGGAUUGAAGUUCCUGCAGGCGUUGAUGAACGGCAUCGAACAAUCAAGCUUGGCGGCGAAAGAGGACAGUGAGAACACCGUGUUCGAUGAUUCAGUUGCUGUCCUGAAGGAGCUGAUUAAGGACCCCCAAGAAUUCGAGCAAGACGACGAGCAGGGUGGCGUCGCGAUGUCAAACGAUGCGGUUGUGAAUCUGAUUAUUAGCGCUGGAGUCCACAUUUCACUGCUAGAGCUGCUGCGUGGCAAUGCUGUGCGCGAGAGUCUCAGAAAGACCGAGGCAUCUCUAUCGGAGGCUGAGGAGAAAACCGAGGAAAGCCAUGAGUACGUCGUGACCCGCGCGCUGGAGCUUCUGGACCUAUUGGCACGCUCGCGUCGUAUCCGGCUGCUGAUUCUGGAGGCCGGUGACGCGUUGGACGCACUGGUGAACGCGUAUGAAGCGACCACCGACGACUACGAAGACAGUUCGGCCGCACGACAACUUGUCGCUCAAGACAUUGGACGCAUUCUCAUCCACUUGUCCAGUGAUCCGCUGGAGUUCCGCAAGACGUUGUACGAUCACCGCACAGUUUUACCUGGUGCGAUUCUGAGCAACAUUCUUUCCCCCGUCCCAGAAGUCGCUGAGAUGGCGGAGGAGAUCGUGCUCAACCUUGUCGAGUCAGACUUUGCUACUUGCCCGCUGUGGCUCGAUCUGAUUGAGACCGCUAACGUGCGACUUGUGUUCCGUGUGGUGGUGGGGGCGAAGCGGCCGUCAGUGAAGGUUACGGCUGCCCGCAAGUUGAUUGACAUUGUGUACUCGCACCCGGACAUUCUUGAUGACGAGGAAGAUGGACUGUCGGCGGAGGAGAAGAGUACGUUGGUAUCGAUGUUGAUCGGUUUCUUUGUGGACUUCGACCCGCGCACGUCCGUGGUGGGCGUCCUCGCUCUGACGUUGCUGCUGAAGAACGGCCAAGUUUUCGACACGGAGCAAAUGGAGAAGAUCGCAGUCGACGGCGCUGUGUCUCUAGUCUACUGGAUGCAAAAGGGCACGGAACGGCACCAAGAAAACGCUGUUAAGAUCCUGCACGACGGAGUAAAGGACCCAGCCAUCCUGAAGAAGUUUUACGAGCAGCUUCAGGCCCCUUCGGUCCAGCGCGAGACCGUGUUCUUGCUCGAGCUGGGCCAGCAGCUCCUUGAUGUAGACAUCAAGUCGAACCCGGAGGGGCUCUUCAAGCGUUGCAAGCUCUUGCAAGGUCUGCUUGAGGUGACGGAUAUCGACGCGUUGCCCUCCGAUUGCAUGGAGAUCAUCGAGGAGCUGGCAGCGUAUCUGCUGGAGCUGUCAGAGGAAAAGGGCAACGAGACGGAACACGCGGACGAGGAAGACGAAGACAGGAAGCUCCGGGAAGAGUUUUUGCUUGUCAUUAUCCGCUUCAUUGCCGUUUUGAUCCCCUCGGGUACGUUCCACUCCACGCUCGUGCACCAAGACGCCAUCGAGAAGCUGGCAUAUGUGCUCAACGAGCAGAAGAAGGCAGCGCACCCGUCAGUCGAGGUCGUUGACGAAUCGAGCCGUCUGCUGAGGCAUCUCUGCGUGCACGAGGUGCCUCGACUCGUGGCCUGCAACGGCGUGGAGAUCGUGCUGGAAACCGUGAUGAACCGUGACGGUGACGACCAGGACCCAGAGCGUGUGGCCGAGAUGCUGGCGACCUUCAACUCGGUCAUGGAGUGCGGCCCCACCGGCAAAACCGCCCUGAUGGCGACGGAGGGUUUCCUUUCAAGUCUGGCCAGAGGGUUCAAGACUGUGUGUGGCGCCCUGAAUGAGGGCCAGGAGGCAUUGGCGGCGAAGCUGCUGGACACUGACUCGAACGGGCAGAACACGAAUCUGGAGGUUGCGUGUGGUCUCUGCCUCUUGGUCUUCCUGCUCGCCCGUGGGGGCUCCUACCGUGAGCGGGUGUUCCAGGAUACUGCGCUCGUGCAGCACAUCGUGGCGAUGCUGGCUUGGUUCCCGUCGAUCUUCUCAAGUGACGACCUCGUUACGCCCGAGCUGAAGGGCAAGUUCUCCUUGAUCUUCGGGUCUGGACUGCCCUUCCUGGAGGCUGCACUUGUGUCUGCUGAAGGGUCCUCCAUGCAAUCCGCGGACAUUGACAUUUUGUUCACAAGCGCCAUGGUGGUGUACACGAAGACGCUGGCGACCUUCGUGGACGGCCACGGAUCGUACGACCUCUUCCUCGCUGCCUGUGAAGGACUGAAGAGUUUCUUCGACACGGAUAGCGCGGUGGCGGUACUGGGUGAUGCUGGACGGAAGGAGUUUGAGACGCUGCUGAGAGAGCAGGUGUUCCGCUCGCUGAAGACGACCAUGUACUCGAUGGAGUGUGUGGUGGCUCUGCUGGAGAUCGCUGUCGCUGUGGUUCCUGCCCGGGCCGGGCAACACGAAGGCGAACCUGUGGAGGAGCCUGCUCGCAGCUCGUGGCUGGUGGCUGGAGUGCUGCACGCGCUCUUCAACUGGGAGCUGUUCGGUGACGACCUGGACGUGUCGGUACUGUUCACGUUGCUGCGGCGGUUCUGCUCGUCCUCGAAGAUCCGCAACUCGCUGUACGAACAUGUCGACUACGAGAAGCUGGUGGACAUUUUGGUGGAGUUAGCGCAAGCUGCCAAGUGGCGGCGGUGGCGCAAGUACGCGCUGAGCAUGCUGAUGCUGCUCGGCGAGGACAGCGCCAUGGACCACGCGCACCACGAUGCAGGACCCGUGCCGAUCCUCCAGGCGUCGGCCACCAGCUCGUUCCGAAGCAGCGAGAUGCCCGCGUGCGCAACCCGCUGCUUCCACUGCCGUCAAGUGGUGCACGCGCCCGUGCAGGCCAAUCUGUGUGUGAUGCCGUGCCCGUACUGCCAGAAGGCGAUCGCUGUUGCGUCUGAUAACUCCUCGGCGGCGAUCGACACGCUCCCGUCCGUCGUAGAGGACAACAGCUUCAGUAAUGGAGCUGCGUCCAAGGGCUCCACUUCGUCCGCUGGGGGCCAGGACUUCGUCUGCGUCAACUGCAGCAAGACGAUCGAGCUGCCGGACAGCCUCAGUCCGUCCGAGAUCGUGUGCCCCCACUGUCUGCAGCUGGCGGCCGUGAAGACGACGAGUCAGUCGGUGAUGCCAGCGUUCAGCAGCGACAAGAAGAGGUCGUCGUCGUCCUCGGUGCGCUCGGUCGAGUCGGGGGCCAGUCUGCCCAAGGACCCGUCCCUGUCGGGCAUCGACGUGCGGGACACCAAGGUCGUGAGCUGCGGCCACUGCGCCAAGCACCUGAUCGUCAAGAACGGCGCGUCGGCCGUCAAGUGCCCGUCGUGCCACGGAGUUUCCAAGCUGUCCACGACGACGACCCAAGAGAUGAUGCGUUGCAAGAACUGCAACACGCUGCUGAGCCUGCCCGCGGGCGCCAGGGCGUACAAGUGUAUGAAGUGCCUGCAGACCACGCGCCUAUCGUAG
Molecule: messenger RNA, 6612 nt
Organism: Phytophthora sojae
Lineage: Eukaryota; Oomycota; Peronosporomycetes; Peronosporales; Peronosporaceae
Exons: 4
Coding region: 1-6612 (2203 amino acids)
Molecular function (GO): metal ion binding; protein binding
Source: RefSeq, a predicted model, not a curated record